AUGCCAGACCAAUUUAUCGAUCAGCCAAACCCGCCCCCAGGGGAAAGCCAUUUACCUGAUGGCGCUCUGCAGCUCGUUGUACCCGCAAGCGAUAAGGGAUUCUUGUCAGACAAAGACCGUCAUGUUGUACAAAAGUUCAGACGAGCCGCCGACUACUUAGCAGCCGGGGAUAAUGUUCUGGUCCAAGAGCACUUGAAACCGGAGCAUAUCAAGCCUCGUCUUCUAGGCCAUUGGGGUACUUGUCCUGGGCUAAACUUGGCCUAUGCACAUAUCAAUCGUCUAUUAAGUAACCAUACCGAUCUGCGGAGUAUGUUUGUCGUUGGGCCUGGGCAUGGCGCUCCUGCAAUUCUCGCCUGCCUAUGGCUAGAAGGGAGUCUCGGUCAUUUUUAUCCCAACUAUACAAUUUCUGCAUCCGGCCUAAAUCGAUUAAUUACGGGCUUCAGCACUCCCGGGGGAUUCCCAAGUCAUGUUAGCGCUGAGGUACCUGGCUCCAUACACGAAGGCGGUGAGCUAGGUUAUGCGCUAUCCGUAGCAUUUGGUGCUGUCUUUGAUAAACCCGAUAUGGUUGCAGUUUGUGUUAUCGGCGACGGUGAAGCGGAAACUGGCCCAACCGCGGCCGCUUGGCAUGGUCAUAAAUAUCUAGACCCGGCUGAAUCAGGUGCAGUUAUACCUAUACUUCAUGUCAAUGGCUUCAAAAUCAGUGAAAGAACGAUUUUUGGGUGUAUGGAUAACAAGGAGAUGGCGUGCUUCUUCAGUGGACUGGGGUACCAACCAAGAUUCGUUGAAGAUUUGGAAGAUAUUGACAACGACAUGGCAGCUGCUAUGGAGUGGGCGCUAUUGGAGAUCAAGAAGAUACAAAAAGCAGCAAGAGACGGAAAUCCGAUAUCAAAACCCAGAUGGCCCGUAAUAGUCAUGAGAACACCAAAGGGUUGGGGUUGCCCGGCACGAUUAGGGGACAAAUUUAUCGAAGGAAGCUUUCAUUCCCACCAAGUUCCCCUCCCAGCCGCAAAAAAAGACGAAGAGCAACUCAAACUGCUAGAGGGGUGGCUAAAAUCUUACAAUAUUGGGGAACUCAUUGACGCAAAGACAGGCGGUCUAGAUGCAGAUAUUACAUCUAUCGUUCCUAAAGAAACAGAAAGAAGGAUCGGGCAGGUCGCUGAGGCGUACAAGGGUUAUACACCACUCGAUUUACCCGAUUGGAUGAAUUUUACCUCUAAAAAGAGCGACAUUGAGAUCAGUGGAAUGCAGAGCAUCGGUGAAUUUCUUGUCAAAGUCAUCGAAAACAACAAGUCAACCUUCCGACUAUUCUCCCCAGAUGAGCUUGAGUCCAACAAGUUAAACCUUGUGUUUAAAGUUACUGGGAGGAAUUUCCAGAGCGACAAAUUUUCUCGCGCAAAGGGAGGUCGUGUCAUCGAAAUACUUAGUGAACACACUUGUCAAGGAUUUAUGCAAGGCUACACUCUCACAGGUCGGACAGCAAUAUUUCCUUCGUAUGAGAGCUUUUUAGGAAUCGUACACACUAUGAUGGUUCAGUAUUCCAAAUUCAACAAAAUGGGCCAGGAAACGAAUUGGCGGGGCCCUUUACCUAGCAUUAACUACAUCGAAACUUCUACGUGGACCAGGCAAGAACACAAUGGAUUCAGUCACCAAAACCCGUCUUUCAUAGGCGCCGUUCUGGGCCUUAAAGCAACAUAUAGCAGAGUCUACUUUCCUCCAGACGCCAACUGCCUUCUCUCCACGCUUUACCAUUGCUUGAAAUCGAAGAACUACGUAAAUCUGAUUGUAGCAUCGAAGCACCCAACGCCAAUAUAUCUCUCAUCAGAGGAUGCACAAACUCAUUGCCAGGCUGGCGCCACUAUCUGGAAGUUCGCAUCUACGGAUGAAGGGAUGGACCCCGACGUUGUCUUGUGCGCGAUUGGUACAGAGACAACGUUUGAGGUUAUCUCCGCCGCCGCACUACUCAGGAAGAAAAUCCCAGAACUUCGAGUGAGAGUUGUUAACGUCACCGAUCUGAUGGUUCUUGGCAGCGAUCACCCCCAUUCUUUGGAUGAAGCUGGGUUUGAAAGUUUAUUCACCAAAGAUAGGGACAUCGUGGUGAACUAUCACGGGUACGGAAAUGAUGUCAAGGGAUUGCUAUUUGGGCGAAAGAAUAUGGAGAGGGUAAUUGUUGAAGGAUACUCUGAGGAAGGAACAACGACCUCUCCAUUCGAUAUGAUGCUUCGUAAUAACGUCUCCCGAUAUCAUGUCGCCGCGCACGCCGUCCGUAGUACGUCAUUGAAUAAUUACAAGGUCACUGUUCGCCAACAGGAACUCGUUAGUGAAUUUAUGAGUGAGGCGGAGAAGAUGAAGCAAUAUAUUUACGAGCAUGGCGAAGAUCCUGAAGACUGUUAUCAGGCACCAAAAUUCGAGUAG
This is a messenger RNA of Orbilia oligospora ATCC 24927, 2412 nucleotides long. RefSeq lists its product as uncharacterized. Bases 1 to 2412 code for a protein of 803 amino acids. Gene Ontology annotation, molecular function: aldehyde-lyase activity. The record is from RefSeq and is a predicted model, not a curated record. The transcript has 7 exons. NCBI's taxonomy places the organism in Eukaryota, Fungi, Ascomycota, Orbiliomycetes, Orbiliales, Orbiliaceae. Gene Ontology annotation, biological process: carbohydrate metabolic process.